This is a messenger RNA of Xiphias gladius (swordfish), 1803 nucleotides long. RefSeq names its product 5-hydroxytryptamine (serotonin) receptor 3A (gene htr3a). The transcript has 9 exons. The coding region runs from base 25 to 1503 and encodes 492 amino acids. Gene Ontology annotation, molecular function: neurotransmitter receptor activity; transmembrane signaling receptor activity; extracellular ligand-gated monoatomic ion channel activity. Gene Ontology annotation, biological process: monoatomic ion transmembrane transport; regulation of membrane potential; signal transduction. Gene Ontology annotation, cellular component: synapse; postsynaptic membrane; neuron projection. The record is from RefSeq and is a predicted model, not a curated record. NCBI's taxonomy places the organism in Eukaryota, Metazoa, Chordata, Actinopteri, Istiophoriformes, Xiphiidae.
GGAAAACACAGGUGGACCGGCACCAUGAGGCUCUCAUCAGCCUGGACAACACUCGUCUUCCUUCUGCUUCAAGGGGCAGCAAGAGCGUGCACAGUUAAGAAACUGGGCAGCAGCACUGGAAGAUUUGCCAAUGCCACCUUGGUGCGCCUGUCUGAGUUUUUGAGCGCGGGGUAUAAGAAAGGAGUGAGACCAGUGAAAGACUGGAGGACGUCCACCAAAGUGGCCAUAGACCUCAUGGUUUACUCUAUUCUCAAUGUGGAUGAGAAGAACCAGGUUUUGACGACAUAUGUGUGGUACAGACAAUCGUGGACGGAUGAAUUCCUGGUCUGGAACCCAGAAGACUUUGAUGAAGUCAAACAAGUCUCUAUACCCACUGCUAAUGUGUGGGUGCCUGACAUCCUCAUUAAUGAGUUCGUGGAUGUGGGGAAGUCUCCAGACAUUCCUUAUGUCUAUGUGACACAUGAUGGACUGGUGCGCAACUACAAGCCCAUCCAGGUGGUCACAGCCUGCACUUUGAACAUCUACAACUUCCCAUUUGAUGUGCAGAAAUGUAGCCUCACCUUCCAGAGCUGGCUCCACACCAUCGAUGACAUCAACAUCACCCUGAUGCGAAGCCCCGAGGAGCUCAGGGAGGACAAAAGUGUCUUCAUGAACCAAGGGGAGUGGGAGCUGCUCCACGUACUGUCCAACUACAAGAUCUUCAGCGUGGACAACGAUGACUAUUAUGCUGAGAUGAAGUUCCAUGUGGUGAUCCGGCGGCGGCCAUUGUUCUACACUGUGAACCUGCUGCUGCCCAGUAUCUUCUUGAUGGUGAUGGACAUUGUUGGUUUCUAUCUGCCACCAGACAGUGGCGAGCGGGUUUCCUUCAAGAUCACUUUGCUGCUGGGCUACUCUGUCUUCCUCAUCAUUGUAUCUGACACUCUGCCCGCCACUGCCAUAGGAACCCCGCUGAUAGGUGUGUACUUCGUGGUUUGCAUGGCCCUCCUGGUGAUCAGUCUGACAGAAACCGUGCUGAUUGUGCGUCUGGUCCACAAGCAGGACCUGCAGCCCCCUGUACCCCACUGGGUAAAGUACCUGGUGCUGGAAAGAGCUCCGGUCCUCUUCUGCAUCCACAAGAAGCACCGCCUCUGCUCCAGACUGUCCUCCCAGGCCUCCGACCUGGAGCACUACAAGGAGAACAACUAUGGGACUGCCCGAUGUACCCUCCACCACACCUGUGAGAUAGGUCGAAGGCUCAGCCAGCCCGACAGAGAAGCUGGGCUCCUUGGACUUGGCCUGCACCCCUCCAGGGACUCUACACCACCCGUCAUGGACAACAUCCUGCACGAGGUGACAGCGAUACGCCACUUCCUGGAGAAGAGGGACAGGUGCCGAGAAGUGGCAAAGGAGUGGCUGCAGGUUGGCUACGUGCUGGACGUGCUACUCUUCAGAGUCUACUUAGUGGCCGUGGUGGCUUAUAGCAUCACACUGGGCACACUGUGGUCAGUGUGGCAGGUUGCUUGAGUCUUACAGCCGUGAUGAUGUGGACACAAGUUCAGUAGGUGGAGCAUGGCAUUAAAAAGUCCAGACUUAGUAGCUCAGUGCCCUGUGUAGCUCAGUGGAUACAGGGAGGCACUCGUCCACAAGGGAAAUGGUUCCUGUAAUCGGGGCAUAUGUACAUUCAAAGGUUAAGUGACCACUACUAUAUCCCUACAAACAUUAUCACUGUUAUCAUCAUUUCGGGUUUGACCAGAGAGUUUUGGUUCCAUGAUGAAAAUGCAAUCUGACAUGCUUUUCAGGGGCAGCCCAAGGCAGCCCAACAGA